AUGGCAAAUGUGUCUGCGCCCCUACCCAUUUGGGAGGAAUACGUUGAACCAAUUCUCGGGCGGUAUGUGAAUGAUGUUGUACAGAGAGUGUCAACUAUCCCACCCGGGGUAGCGGUCGCAGCUGUGCUAGGAGUCGGUCUCUUGCUCAAGCUUUUACACUGGUAUCUCUUGCCGAAGCCAAUCCCCGGCAUUCCAUAUAUCGAAGCAUCGGCAGGCAGCAUUUUUGGCGAUAUUCCCGCCAUGGUGGAGCAUAUCAAGGCAACCGAUGGCACAUUUGUAACGUACCUCCGAUCAGUCAUGGACCGUCUGAAUUCGCCAGUCGUGCAGGUGUUCAUGUUCCCAUUUGGAAAGCCCCUGGUAUUGUUAGGAGACUUCGCCGAAGCCCAGGACAUGCUCAUUCGCCGCGAGAAAGAAUUCGAACGAUCUGCUACGUUGGGGGAUUUGUUGGUUGGUAUCUUGCCAAGCCAUCACGUCCACCUUCCUACCAACCAACAAUGGAAGGACCAGCGUUUGUUAGUCCGCGACCUUAUGACCCCAUCCUUUCUUCAUAACGUUGCUGGCCCGGUCUUGUACAACACUGCUUCAGACUUGAUUGAGCCUUUGCUUACAUGGAAGAGGACAGUGUGGCGUGCAAAGGCUCGGAUAGCCGAUGGCCGGCCUUUCGAUGCUCAUGAAGACAUCUACCAUUUUGCCCUUGACGCCAUGUCUGGGUUUACGUUUGGUCACGGUUUCGACAUUAGCACCGUCAAGCCCACCUCUGAUGCCAUUCAUGGCUUGGAUGCGGCUGCACAGAAAGCCCUGAGGAGCGGUGCCAAAGAGCGUCCAGUGUCGUUCCCUCAUGGAAAACUGCCUGAUGUGAUGUGGGCCUUUAUCGAACUCACAGAAUUGGUGGCCCAUCUACUCGGCAAUCCAUUCCCUCAUUUGACAUGGGCAUACGUCCUGCGGAAGCCGGCAUCGAGAAAGGCAUACAAGAUUAAAGAGCGUUAUAUCCGUGGAGAGCUAAAGAACGCCGUAAAGAGAGUCAACGAAAGCAACGGAGAGAAGCCAACGUCCGCAGUGGAUUACAUUAUUUUCCGCGAAAAGACUUUGUCGGAAAAAUCAGGACGAAAGCCCAAUUAUUUCUCGAGGGUCAUUGUCGAUGAGGUCUUUGGAAUCGUUUAUACGGGACAUGAGACGACAAGCACCAUGCUUAGCUGGGCAGUCAAAUUCUUGGCCGAUAACCCCAGCGCGCAGUCAACACUUCGGGAGGCUCUACAUACGCAAUUUGCAGACGCACGCGCCGCAGGACGCGCCCCGACUGUAGAAGAAAUCACGAGCAAACAAGUCCCCUGGCUCGAGGCUACAAUUGAGGAGUCGCUCCGAGUCUCAGCUACAGCGCCAACCAUCGACCGCAUGGCACUGGUUGACACCCAAAUCCUCGGAUACCGCAUCCCCAAGGGCACCGUUGUGGCUCAACCCUGUUCUGGUCCCAGCAUCACUGCACCGGCUUUCGAAAUCGACGAGGCUCUGCGCAGCCCAUCGAGUUUGGUAGCUCGCAGGCAAGGCGUCGUGCCACCCAAUUGGAACCGUGAGGGCAUUUCUCUAUGGAAACCAGAGAGGUGGCUUGUGAAGCAUGCGGAUGGUCAGGUUGAGUUCAACCCUAAAGCUGGACCGCAAGUCGCUUUUGGCCUGGGCACUCGAGGAUGCUACGGAAAGAGACUCACCUAUGUCGAAUCAAGAAUCCUACUUACGCUACUGGUCUGGAAUUUUGAGCUUGUUCAAUGUGCUCCGGAAAUAUCACGAUAUACGGCGAAAAUGACCACCGCAAAUGCUCCCAGAGAUUGCUUCAUCCAGCUUCGAGAGCUGACCAGUACUUCAUAG
Molecule: messenger RNA, 1860 nt
Organism: Trichoderma aggressivum f. europaeum
Lineage: Eukaryota; Fungi; Ascomycota; Sordariomycetes; Hypocreales; Hypocreaceae
Exons: 2
Coding region: 1-1860 (619 amino acids)
Molecular function (GO): heme binding; iron ion binding; oxidoreductase activity, acting on paired donors, with incorporation or reduction of molecular oxygen
Source: RefSeq, a predicted model, not a curated record